Messenger RNA from Tribolium castaneum (red flour beetle), 2427 nucleotides. RefSeq names its product zinc finger protein ZFP2. Gene Ontology annotation, cellular component: nucleoplasm. The record is from RefSeq and is a predicted model, not a curated record. NCBI's taxonomy places the organism in Eukaryota, Metazoa, Arthropoda, Insecta, Coleoptera, Tenebrionidae. Bases 163 to 2211 code for a protein of 682 amino acids. Gene Ontology annotation, biological process: regulation of transcription by RNA polymerase II. Gene Ontology annotation, molecular function: DNA-binding transcription repressor activity, RNA polymerase II-specific; RNA polymerase II cis-regulatory region sequence-specific DNA binding. The transcript is spliced from 9 exons.
UGAACUGCCGCACUUGUGGGGCGCCCGUGCGGCCGAGUUUGCCCGCUUCUGGGCGGAAGUGGCGCGGGCUUCCGCCGUUUUGGUGGUAAUUAGGAGAGAGCGAUUUUAGGCUUGCCACAAACUUGGUUGCAUUGGGUGUCGUCAUUUUCGCUCUGUUUUCAAAUGGAAGAGACGCUGAUCAUUAAGACGGAAGAGGCGCCUCAGAAGAAUGAGGAAACGGUGGUUUUGCAGAACAUCCCCAUGGAGAGUGAGGAGAUUCCCAUCGUCUUUGGGGAGCUAAUUGAGAAUAACUCCGAUGGGAAUCUCCAAAUUAACAGCGUGCAGGAGGAGGAUGUUAUACACACUUACAUCAUUCAGGAAGGGGAGUAUAGUAACAUUGAGUAUGAGGAAACCACCAUAACCGAAGAGAAGGAAGAGGUGGAGAAGGAACAUGAGGAAGGUGAAGAGAAAGAGGAUGAACACUCAGAAGUCGAGCAAGAACUUGACGAAUCAAACUCCAUGGAUUACUCGGAAAGUUACGUUGAACAAACUGAAGAAGCAGAAGAUGAUCCGGAGGAUCACCCCGACUAUGCUGACUCACAAGAAUUUGGCGAGUUUGAGUGUGAUUUGUGUCAACGGAAAUUUAAAACUACUGCUGGCCUCAAAAGACACAUCACUGUAAAUCACGCUGAAGAAGAGGACUUGAAGGACCCUCUAACUUUCCAGUUGUGUCCCUGUUGUGGCGAACCAAUGGAUUCGGCCCACACUAUCGGGGACUUUAAAUGCGAGAAAUGUGACAAGCUUUUCGUCCAGCAAAACAGCCUCGAUCGCCAUUACAGUAUUGAGCAUUGUGAGGGCAAUGCUUACAAGUGUGUAGAUUGUAGGAAAGAAUUCAAGCAGAAAGAACAGUUGAUUGACCACAUGAAAGUUCAUCCUCUGUCCAAGUCGAUUAAAUGCCCCGAUUGUAACCGGGAAUUCACGCGCAAGUAUCAUUUAGACAGACAUAUUGACCAGACUGGGUGCAAUGGGGCGCCCAAAAAGGCAUUUGCUUGUAAGGUUUGUAACAAAGUAUUUCAUCGCAAAGAUAAUCUCGCUGAUCACUUGAGAGCUCACGCUGGACAAGGAAAGAGGAAGAAACUUUUUAUUUGUGAAUAUUGCCAAAAAGAAUUUCACGGCUCUGCUUUACUUAAUAUUCAUGUGAGAACUCACACAGGUGAAAAACCGUAUCCUUGCGAUUUGUGUCCUAAGAGAUUUCCGUCAAGUGGCGCAAUGAAGAAACAUAGAAGGAUGCACACUGGAGAGAGACCAUAUUCGUGUAAAGAGUGCCAUAACAGAUUCGCCGCUAAAGAGACCCUCAACCGCCACAUGCGCACCCACACCGGCGAAAAGCCGCAUUCUUGCCAAUUCUGCGGCAAAUCCUUCAUCCAGGCAUCGCAACUGCGUGCCCACAUUUUCCACCACACUGGUGAAAACGCGUACACUUGCCCUCACUGUAACCGAGCUUUCAACCGAAAACUACGAUUGACAACUCACAUUAAAUACAUGCACGAAGGAGCAGAGCCUUUAACAUGCUCCGAAUGCGAUAAAACCUUUUUCAGAAAGGAGGACUUAGCGCGCCACUUUUUAUCACACACUGGAGAGCGACCGUUCGAAUGCGACGUCUGCCACAAAUCGUUCGCUGUAAAAUCCUCGUUGAAAAUCCACCAAUUGACCCACCGUAAAGAACCCCCGUGUAGUUGCGAUACGUGCGGGCGGGCGUUCAUUCGCCAGGAUUGCCUGAUGCGGCAUAUGCGAGCUCGUCAUAGGGACGUUCUUGAGGAUAUUAUGGCGAGUGCAGAGAAGAAGCGGUUGCAGCAACAGUUGUUGAAUGCUGCGACGGAAGCCGUGGCUAAGAAUCAAGGAAGUUUGACGGAGAAUAUGGUUUGGAACGAGUUGACUUUGACAGAGUCGAUUAAAGAGUUGUUGACGAUUCUUGUGGAUGAGGCGUGUUUGCAAGAUUUUGGAUUUCCGGAUGCUCCAGUUGAUAAGAUUUUGGAUGCGGUGAUUAAAAGAUGUGGGCACAAGCCGGCCUCUGAGGAAGAUUUUGACUACAUUGGGCGCAUGAGAGAGAACGCCAAGUUGCUGUUCACUGUGGUUAUUGACGACGAAGCGGUCAAAUCUUUAUUGAAUAAUCAGACGGUGGAUGAAGUGAUACUGCAUGUCUUGAGGUUAGCAAAGGCUGAGAGUACUUAGAACUAGACGUUUAGAAAUUUAGGGCGUAUUUUUGUAGUUAGUUACAGUUUCUUCAAUGAAUGUAUGUACAGUCUUACUUUUCUUUUAUUAAUUAUUAUAUGUUUAAAAUCACAAUGAUGUGUUUAUAUUCACCAUUAUAAAUUUACUUGUUUACUGAUUUUUUAUUUGGGUCGUAUCAUGUAUGGGAGAUAUUGUUAAUACAUAUUUUAAUAAAGA